Molecule: messenger RNA, 1677 nt
Organism: Angiostrongylus costaricensis
Lineage: Eukaryota; Metazoa; Nematoda; Chromadorea; Rhabditida; Metastrongylidae
Source: the annotation of a GenBank genome assembly
AUGAGAUUUUGGACACUUCGAGAGAAGGUGUUCCGUCAGAAGAACAUUUCGCAUGGCAGUCUGGAGACGCAGCUACGCCGAUGUCUCACCACCACCGACAUCACGCUGCUGGGCAUCGGCCACAUGAUUGGAGCCGGCAUCUACGUGCUCACAGGCUCCGUGGUCCGAAACGUGGCCGGUCCGUCGAUCGUGCUGUCGUUUCUGCUCGCCGGUGUCGCUUCUUUGCUAUCUGCGCUGUGUUACGCCGAAUUCGGUGCCAGAUUUCCGAAGGCGGGUAGCGCCUACACGUAUGCCUAUGUGGGAGUCGGUGAAUUAUGGGCGUUCAUCAUCGGCUGGAACAUCGUCCUCGAACAUAUGCUAGGAGUCGCAGCCGUCGCUCGAUCCUGGUCUGGUUAUUUGGAUUCGUUGUUGGGAAAUGUGAUCUUCAACACCACCAUUGAGCGUAUUGGUCGAAUUGAGAAGUCGUCGUUUUUCGGCGACUACCCGGACGUGGUCGCUUUCAUUCUGAUCGUCGUCGUCGCUAUAUUCGUCGCUCUGGGAUCGAAGGCAUCGACAAAUUUUAACUCAAUGUUCACUGUCGUUAACAUGAUUGUAAUUGUAAUUGUGGUUGGUUAUGGCAUCACUUUUGCUGACUUCUCGUUAUGGAGAGGAGUUGACGAUGAAGGACGAUCGAGAUUCUUUCCGUAUGGAGUAAAUGGAAUGUUGGCUGGUGCAGCGUCGUGUUUCUUCGCCUACAUCGGUUUCGACGGUUUGGCAACAGCUGGAGAAGAAGCAAAAAAUCCCGCUCGUUCGAUUCCGAUAGCAACGUUUGCUUCGAUGACAGUGGUGACACUGGCGUACGUACUAAUGUCUGCCUCCCUAACUCUAAUGAUACCGUACUACCAGGUUCAUCCAACGGCAGCGUUUUCCGAUGCAUUCGCACAUAAAGGAGCCAUGGUGGCAAAGAUUGCCGUAUCAAUUGGUGCUCUGUGUGGAAUGAUGACCAGUUUGGUCGGUGGCAUGUUCGCACUACCCCGAUGUGUGUUCGCUAUGGCAGAAGACGGCUUGCUGUUCAACUCCCUCGCAAUUGUCAAUAGCAAAACCCAGGUGCCAAUAAACGCGGUGUUGGUGUUCGCCUCCAUCACAGCGAUCAUAGCUUUGCUGUUCGACAUCGAGACUUUGGUGGAGUUUCUCUCCAUCGGAACUCUGCUCGCCUACUCCAUCGUCUCCGCUUGUGUGAUUAUUCUUCGCUACCAACCGGCGAAAAAUGCAGAAGAUGGCACCUUCGAUAAUGGUGGCAAGCUAAAGCUUUCAUUCCCUGGAAGUUCUUUUCUCGCAAGUUUCAGUCCAGGUCAUGCUAUUCAUUAUGGUGUCGUAGUGAUGAUGAUUGGAUUUGGUGGUUUUGGACUCUGCCUUAGUUCAGAGUUGCUCAAAAUGACCAUAAGAACUCUGCACAUUCAGGUCCCACUGGUGCCACUCGUUCCCGCCCUUGGCCUCCUUAUCAACACUUUAAUGAUGCUACAUCUAGCACCAAUAACAUGGCUUCGACUUGUUUUUUGGAUGACAAUAGGAAUGAGUAUCUACUUUGGUUACGGAAUUCAUAAUUCUCGUGAAGCAUUCCCAUCGUCACCGGAUGCUCGUUUCUCGAAGAGCAGUACGUAUGAAUCCGUCGUGUCCACUUCGAAUUACGAUUCCUAA